AUGUUUAGUACAACACGUAGACUAUUAUUUUCUUCCCAAAGGAAAAAGCUUUUAUUGACUGCUGUUACUGCCGCUACAGCAGUGACUCUUUACUCCUGUUCAUCAAAAAACAGUAUCAGAAACGAUGUUCUUGAAACUGCUGCUGCCAUUGAAGCUAUCGACAAAAAAAUUGUUGCUCCUCCCGCAAGAAAUGAUUUGUUAAAUAAAAUAUCUAAAACAAACCAAUUUGAUGUUUUGAUUAUUGGUGGUGGUGCUACAGGGACAGGUAGUGCUGUCGAUGCCUCUACUAGAGGUUUGAAUGUUGCCCUUUUGGAAAUGAACGAUUUUGCAAGCGGUACCUCUUCAAAAUCAACAAAAAUGGCUCACGGUGGUGUUAGAUACCUGGAAAAGGCCUUUUGGGAAUUGAGUAAAUCUCAAUUAGAUUUGGUUAUCGAAGCCUUGAACGAAAGAGCUCACAUGCUACAUACUGCUCCACAUUUAUGUAAGAUCUUACCUAUCAUGAUUCCUGUUUAUCAAUAUUGGCAAGUUCCUUAUUUCUAUGUCGGUUGUAAGAUGUACGAUUUAUUUGCUGGGUCUCAAAACUUGAAACCUGCCUAUUUGUUAUCUGCUUCUAGAGCCGCAGAAGUUGCCCCAAUGUUGGAUGCUUCUAAGUUGAAGGCUGGUUUAGUUUACCACGAUGGUUCUUUCAACGAUAGUAGAAUGGCUGCUUCUUUGGCUGUUACUGCUGUUGAAAAGGGUGCCACCGUUUUGAACUAUAUGGAAGUUAAGCAAUUGAUUAAAAACAAAGAAACCGGCAAAGUUGAAGGUUGUGUUGCUGUUGACAGAGAGACAGGUGAACGUUAUAACGUUAAUGCUAAAGUGGUUGUUAAUGCUACUGGUCCUUUCAGUGAUCGUAUAUUACAAAUGGACAACGAUAAAGAUGGGUUACCAAACGAUACUGCCAUAUUAGCCAAGGAAAACGCUCAUGCUACUGUUGCCAACAAAGUUGCCGUUGCCAAUCCAAAUAUGGUUGUUCCCUCCGCUGGUGUCCAUGUUAUCUUGCCAUCCUAUUAUUGUCCAAAGAACAUGGGGUUGUUAGAUGCUCAAACUGCUGAUGGGAGAGUCAUGUUUUUCUUGCCAUGGCAAGGAAAAGUUUUAGCCGGUACAACCGAUAUUCCUAUGAAACAAGUUCCUGAAAAUCCAACUGCUACUGAGGCAGACAUUCAAGAUAUCUUGAAAGAAUUGCAACAUUAUAUCAAGUUUCCAGUUAGAAGAGAAGAUGUGUUGAGUGCUUGGGCCGGUAUCAGACCAUUGGUCAAGGAUCCAAGAACUUCCACUAACGGUACCACACAAGAUUUGGUUAGGUCCCACUUUUUGUUCACUUCUCCAAAUAACUUAGUCACUAUUGCUGGUGGUAAAUGGACUACCUAUCGUGCUAUGGCUGAAGAAACCAUUGAUGAGGUUGUCAAAGUUGGUAAGUUUAAUGCCAAACCAUGUAUUACCAGAAAGUUGAAGUUGGUUGGUGGUGAAAAUUACUUGCCAAACUUUGGUGCCUUGUUAUCUCAAGAAUAUGGUAUUUCAAGUGUCAUGGCUGAAUAUUUAAGUAACAACUAUGGUUCCAGAUCGCCAGUGAUCUGUGAUAUGUUUAAAGAAGAUCCAUUGAAUCAAUUGCCAAUUGAAUUAGCCGACAAGGAGGAUCUUUCCAUUAAUAACGGUCACAUCAACUAUGAUUCUUUCCGUUAUCCUUACACAAUUGGGGAAUUGAAAUAUUCCAUGAAAUACGAAUACACUAGAACUGCUUUGGACUUUUUAUUGAGAAGAACAAGAUUCGCAUUCCUAGAUGCCAAGCGUUCAUUAGAGGCUAUAAAUGGUACUGUUAAGGUUAUGGGUGAAGAAUUAGGUUGGGAUGAAGCUAAGAGAGAACAAGAAGCUAAGGACGCCAGAGAUUACAUAAAGACUUUCGGUGUUUAA
Molecule: messenger RNA, 1950 nt
Organism: Saccharomycodes ludwigii
Lineage: Eukaryota; Fungi; Ascomycota; Saccharomycetes; Saccharomycodales; Saccharomycodaceae
Gene: GUT2
Product: glycerol-3-phosphate dehydrogenase
Exons: 1
Coding region: 1-1950 (649 amino acids)
Biological process (GO): glycerol-3-phosphate metabolic process
Cellular component (GO): mitochondrion; glycerol-3-phosphate dehydrogenase (FAD) complex
Molecular function (GO): glycerol-3-phosphate dehydrogenase (quinone) activity
Source: RefSeq, a predicted model, not a curated record